Messenger RNA from Aspergillus wentii DTO 134E9, 3807 nucleotides. RefSeq lists its product as uncharacterized. Bases 1 to 3807 code for a protein of 1268 amino acids. Gene Ontology annotation, molecular function: peptidyl-prolyl cis-trans isomerase activity; mRNA binding; ubiquitin-protein transferase activity. The transcript has 5 exons. Gene Ontology annotation, biological process: P-body assembly; deadenylation-independent decapping of nuclear-transcribed mRNA; protein peptidyl-prolyl isomerization. Gene Ontology annotation, cellular component: P-body. The record is from RefSeq and is a predicted model, not a curated record. NCBI's taxonomy places the organism in Eukaryota, Fungi, Ascomycota, Eurotiomycetes, Eurotiales, Aspergillaceae.
AUGGCCUCUGAGUUUAUUGGUUUCAAUGUCUUGGUGACCCUCCGAGCUCCCCCAAAUGCAAAGAUCCAAGGGCAGGUGGCCAAUGUGAUCGGUCAACGUUUGAUGCUCCGAAAUGUGACCCUCUCGUGGAGCGGCCAGUACCUACCCACUUAUUCGAUCGAAGCACCCGAUAUUGCGGACCUGUCUCUCGGGCCGUCGAAUCCAGCUCCUCCGCAAGAUUCCUACCCAGAACCACCAAAGGUGGCCCCCGAGCCGGCCAGAGCUCCUACACAACAGUCGUUUGUCGAUCCCGCCAUUUUAAGCUUUGCAAAACCCCCUUCCCAGCAACCGAAUCAUGGUGUCGAAGCCGGGGUGCCGCAGAGCCAAGUUCCAUCCGCGAAUGUACCGAGCUCGCAGCAGGCUUAUGUCUCUCAGCCAAUAAAUCAGGGAGUACCUACAGUCUCUGCUGCACUUACAGAACCUUUCAGUAGCUUGGAACUAGAUGUGGAAGGCCAAACAACGGCCCCGCAGGAGAAAGAGCUUGAUGUCCCUGACGAGAGGGCAACGGAAACGACUUACCCUGGGAAGCGAAACCGUCGAACUGGUCAAAACAAGCUGCAAAAAGAUAACUUGACUGGCCCUGGCGUGGUGAACGAACACGAUGGGGCGUCCAAUACCAACCCGAAAACUAAAGGUUGGCGACAAACUGCUUUCGUCGAACCUUCCCAUCCGCACAUGCUACAAUCGCCCCGAUCCUAUAAAGAAAGUGCUUCACAUCUUAGUGGGCGACGCCGUAAGAAGAAGACUCGCGGGGUUUAUUCCGAGGAGCCCAAUGGUUGGGCGACGGAGGAGGCGACCGACAUUCAGGAGCUGGGGGAUUUCGAUUUCGCUAGUAAUCUUUCGAAAUUCGACAAGAGGCGUGUUUUUGAAGAGAUUAGAAACGAUGAUACCACCGCCGACGAGGCGCGCUUGGUCAGCUUUAACAGGAGAGUGCCCAAACCAGGGACCAAUGGCGGCAAGAAUCUUCACUGGACUGAGAACGUACUCGACAGUCCUCAAGACAGUGAGAAUGGCGAUACCGAUGAGCCUAGCGAUGCGAAGUUGAGUAGUGAAACUUACUCGGGGCGUGAGCUCUCAAGGGCCUCUGCACGAACACAAAGUUCUCGAAAGGGCAGUGCUAUAUUGGGACAGCCAUUGGUUCCUCAAAUAAACACCCUUGGACGGAGCCAGUUGAGCAUUUCUCGCACUACAAGUCCCCACCCGGUUAAAACUCCCAUCCCAGUGUCACCUAUGAAUGGCCCAAGCGUGUCUGGCGCAUCAUUGCGGCUGACUACCACUAAUCGGAGCUGCCCAACUGUGAGCCCAUUGCAAACGCUUGAGGUCGAGCAGAUUGCGGUUGCGGAGCUUGGGUUGACUGAAGACAUGAUCACAGAAAAUGCUGGACGAGGUAUUGCGGAAGCUGCUGUUGGUCUUCUUCCUAACGAUUCCGCGGCCCCUACGAUGCUAGUGCUUACGGGCAAUCAUCGGACGGGAGCAAGGUCUGUUUCGGCUGCCCGCCAUCUUCGCAAUCGAGGCCACCGUGUGACUGUCUGCAUGUUGGGUCUUGAACAUGAGAGCGAGUUGCUUGAGAGCUGCCGCAAACAACUUGAUGUAUUCAAGAAGAUUGGUGGACGUGUGCUCAGAUGGGAGGAAUUAUCGGCGCGAUUGUCAACGUCUGACUUUGGACCUGAUCUAGUCAUUGAUGCACUGUUCGGAAUGCAUAUUGCCUUUGAAGAUCUUCGUACGGACGACCAAGGCACGGCAUUCGAAAUGAUUGGCUGGGUCAACCGAAGUAAUGUCGAUGUCAUGUCUGUCGACGUGCCAUCCGGACUAUCUGCUUCGAGUGGCGAGGUGACUUUGGUAGAAGGAGGUCGAUUGUGCAUCAACUCAAAAUCAGUGGUUUGCCUUGGAGCACCUAAGACUGGGGUACUCAACGCCCUACUUACGGGCGAAGGCAUAGUGUGGAAUCUCAGUGUCGCAGAUAUCGGGAUACCGCAAAUUGUUUGGAGGAAAUACGGCACUCGUCGGCGCCACGGAAUCGACUUUGGAAAUCGCUGGGUGAUCACACAUUCCGAAUGGGCGUCGGAAGACGCUUACUCUGCCAGCGCCGGCGCUGGCGUGGGCGGUGCGAGGAGAGGAGGCCCUCAUGCGGCUUUCAAGCGACUCCCGUUUAAUUUCUGCUCCCUCUCACUCCAGCCCUUCGAACACCCGGUUUGCACCUCGUCCGGAACAAUAUUCGACCUUACCAAUAUUUUGCCUUGGAUAAAAAAGCACGGCAAGAAUCCUGUCGAUGGCACGCCGCUCAAAAGCUCCGACUUGAUCAAGCUCCAUCUCGCGAAGAACGAAUCGGGGGAAUAUAUCGAUCCUGUGACGUAUAAGGUUUUGACAGACAACACGCACGUCGUCGCUUUGCGUACUACUGGGAAUGUUUUUGCGUGGGAUACUGUUGAGAGACUGAACAUCAAGGGGAAGCUGUGGCGUGACCUUGUUACGGACGAGGAAUUCGGACGGAAGGACAUCAUUACAUUGCAGGACCCGCAAAAUAUCGAGUCGAGGAAUCUCAGCUCGUUCAACUACUUAAAAGAAGGAGAAAGCGGAUUGACUGACGAACAAUUGCGAGAGCGUGAGGAUCCGUCAAACAAUGUGAACGCCAAUGCGCUUGGCAGUUCUGCGAAGAUUCUGAAGGCCAAAGAAGCGGUGGCCAAGGCUCGUGCAGAGAGGGCUCAGCAGGCUGGCUCUGCUGCUACCAAGGGACUUUCAAAGACUGGAAGUGUGGCCAAUGCUAAAUCGCAAUCUCAGAAAACGGCUUCGUUUCAGUCUGGGAAGGCGGUUCCGUAUAAUGCAGCUAAACACACUACUGGUUUGGCCGCUGCGUCGCUGACAAGUACUGGGAUGACACCUCAUACGUCUGGCGAGCUUGCUCUUCUCUCCGAUGAAGAAUAUAUGCUGAAGCGCGGCCGAGUCAAGCACAAAGGCUAUGCCCGCAUUUCAACCACUUCUGGGGAUUUGAAUCUGGAAUUGCAUACCGAAUACGCACCAAAAGCUGUAUGGAACUUCCUCAAGCUUGCCAAGAAAGGAUACUACAGAGAUGUUGCUUUCCACCGAAAUAUCAAAGGAUUUAUGAUCCAAGGUGGAGAUCCCACUGGUACUGGAAGGGGAGGUGAAAGUGUUUGGGGCAAGUAUUUCUCUGAUGAAUUUGAGGGGCCUCUAAAGCACGACUCGAGAGGAACUCUCAGUAUGGCGAACAAGGGCAAAAACACGAAUAGCAGCCAAUUCUUUAUUGCUUACCGCGCCCUUCCUCAUUUGAACAACAAGCACACUAUUUUCGGCCAUAUUAUCGACGACCCAACCCCCUCUUCGGCGACACUAAACAGCCUCGAAGCUCACCCGGUUAACUCUUCAACUAACAGACCUACCCCAGACGUUCGCAUCAAAGAUGUCACUAUCUUUGUAGAUCCCUUUGAAGAAUUCCUGAAGCAGAAACAAGCAGAAGAGGCAAAGGGAAAGGCGCUUGCUGAAGGCACCGCUGAUGUGGAAAAGGACUCCAGACGAGAGGACGACGACCGCAUGACGUGGACCGGAAAAAGGGUUCGCGAUUCCAACACAGCAGCAGCCGACGACGGCUCUGCCGGCGGAGUAGGGAAGUACCUUAAGGCUGCACUGGCUAGCCAGACAGGACAGGAUGAAGACGAGAUUGUUGAAUUUGUCGACGAAGAGCCCGAGCCCGAGCCUGUGCGAAAGAAGGUCAAGGGAACCGGUGGCUUCGGCGAUUUCAGUUCUUGGGGAUGA